Hydra vulgaris (swiftwater hydra) is the source of this 2724-nucleotide messenger RNA. Lineage: Eukaryota; Metazoa; Cnidaria; Hydrozoa; Anthoathecata; Hydridae. The record is from RefSeq and is a predicted model, not a curated record.
AUGGCCGAUGUUUCUGAUAACAAAAAAAAAGCAAUUGAAGUUCUUAGAAGAUAUCAAGCUCAAAUUAUUAGCAAAAAUAAUCAAAUUAACAGCAAACCACUUUUUAGUAGCUUGUUUCAUAACAAAUCUCUUAAACCAGAAGAAACAAGAAUACUAACCGCGAUUUCAGCUAAAAAUAAAGAAAAAUCUAGAAGAGAAUACAAUUUGAUUCUACACGGUCUUGAUGAAUUAAAUAAAUCAACUGAAGAAAAUAUACAACAUGAAAACGAGCAAAUAAAAAAGAUCUUUAAUUACCUGAAGGUCGAUGAAUCAUUUAUUAAACGACACCACCGCCUAAAAUCAAAAACCGACAAACCUGGUAUUGUAAUAGUAGAAUUAAAUAAUAAAGAAAAUGUUGCAGACAUUUUAAAGUCAGCAAGCAAUUUGAAAUAUAAUGUCGAAUAUAAAAAUAAAGUAUAUAUAAAUCAGGAUUUAACAUUUGCACAACGUGAAAGCAGAAAAUUGCUUCUAAAAGAAAGAGAUCGUUUAAAUAAUGCUGAUAAUAACCAGCCCUUUCGGUAUAUUGUCAAAAAUGAGUCAAUUGUCAAAGUCAAGAAAAUAUCACCUUAUGAAGUAUCACCUUUAUAUAAAGAAGUUCAACAAAUAUGGUGUAGCAUUGUACUUCAUAAAACAAAAAUAUUAGUUGGAUGUAUAUACAGACCACCAAACAGUACUGACCUAAUAAAUAAUGCAAUUAAUGAAUUAAUAAAAACUUCAAAAAAGGAAGUAAUGAAUGGAAAAUACUCAAAUGUAAUAAUUGUUGGUGAUUUUAAUUACCCAAAUAUUAUUUGGAAUGAAGACGGAACUAUUGAGCUAAAGCAAAACUGCCAAACAAGCAGAGCAUUUAUUAAUAACUUGCAAAACAAUUAUUUACAUCAAGUAGAUAACAAGCCAACUUUUCAAAUGGCUGUUGAUAAACCAGCAAAUAUAUUAGAUUUAAUGAUAUGCGACGAUCUAGAUUUAAUAAUUAACAUUGAAUAUGAUGCUCCACUUGGUCAAAUUACUAAAAGCCAUUACAUAUUAAAAUGGGAAAUUAACAUACUCAAUUCAUAUGAGAAAAAAUUCAACAAUAAGAGAUUUAAUUUUCGAAACGGAAAGUACAAAGAAAUGAAUCUCAUGUUUUAUAAAGUAAAUUGGGUUGAAAUCUUUGACAAAAUGAAUACAAAUCAAUGUUAUGAAUACUUUUUAAAAAUUUAUGAAAAAGCUUGCAAACAAUAUAUUCCUCGCCACUUCAAACCCACUAGUUCUAUCAAAAAUCCAUCAAAAGAUGUAAAACAUAAUCCAAAACGCUUCUAUGCAUAUGCACAAAGAAAAAACCAAACACAUACAAAAUUGCUAGCACUUAAAACAAGUGACAACAAAAUAAUAACUGAUAAAAAAGUAGUUGCUAAUCUACUAAAUUGUAGUUUCCAAUCAGUAUUUGUCAAAGAAAAUCAAGAUUUACCAUAUUUCAGCAAUAAAACUAGUCAUUUAUUUGAAUGUGACUGGGACCAAGAACUAAAAGAAGAUAUUAUAUUUAAUUAUUUAUUAGAACUUAAUGAAAACAAGUCACUUGGUUGUGAUAACAUCAGUCUCUAUGUGCUAAAGCAUUGUGCAGAAGGAUUAUCCAAACCUUUGUCUUUAAUAUUCAAGAAAUCGAUACAUUCAGGAGAGCUGCCAGAAUUAUGGAAAUCUGCAAACAUUACACCACUUUUUAAAAAAGGAGACAAGAAAGAUCCACUCAACUACAGACCUAUCUCCUUAACAUCAAUACCAAGUAAGAUAAUAGAGAAAAUAAUUAGAAAAAAACUGAUAAUUUAUAUAACAGAAAACAAUCUGUUAACGUCUCAACAACAUGGAUUUAUACAAAAUAAAGGGUGCCUAACAAACCUAUUAGAAACUUUCGAUAUUAUUACAACUGAAAUUGAAAAUGGUUAUCCAGUUGAUAUAUUAAAACAAAGAGUGGUAAUGGGUGAAGUUGUAUCAGAUUGGUGCGAGGUUUAUAGUGGUGUACCACAGGGCUCUGUAUUAGGUCCUCUUCUUUUUCUGUUAUAUAUCAAUGAUCUUCCCCAAUGUAUCUCUUCAAUCGCAAAAUUAUACGCUGAUGAUACUAAAAUCAUAUCUGUUAUAAAAGAACAUAAUGAUCUAACUAAUAUGCAAAAUGACAUUGAUUUGUUAACUGAAUGGUCAAAUGUAUGGUUAAUGGACUUUAACAUAAAUAAAUGCAGUGUUAUGCACAUUGGAAGAAAAAAUAUUAACUAUAACUACACUAUAAAGCACGACAAUCAAAGUUUUCUUCUAAAAACAACAACAAAAGAACUAGACUUGGGUGUAAUAGUUUCAUCCAAUAUGAAAUGGAAUCAUCAGGUUCAAGCAGCUACAAGUAAAGCACAAAGAAUCUUAUGUUUAAUAAGAAAAAGCUUUACUUAUCUUAACACUGAAAUGGUAAGGCAACUAUACACAUCGUUGGUUAGACCACACUUGGAAUUCGCAGCUCCAGUGUGGAGUCCAAGUAAUAAAAAUAAUAUCAAUGACCAAGAAAAAAUUCAAAGGCGAGCAACAAAGCUAGCCCCUGAACUAAAACAUCUAAGUUAUACCGAAAGAUUGACAAAGUUGGGCCUCACAACUCUGGAAACAAGACGUAUAAGAGGAGAUCUCAUUGCUUUCUUUAAAUUAACAACUGGGAUUGAUAAGAUAUUAUGGUAG